Molecule: messenger RNA, 889 nt
Organism: Pelagomonas calceolata
Lineage: Eukaryota; Pelagophyceae; Pelagomonadales; Pelagomonadaceae
Source: the annotation of a GenBank genome assembly
GGCUUUGGCAAAAAACGCCGCCGUACCCAGCGUCCGUGCCUCCUAGCAGCCAACCUGCGCCGCCCUGCCGCGCGCCAGCAACCCUUUAAGCGACCUGACUGUGCUAGCUGGCCGAGCCAGCGGCCGCCACGAGAUUAAAACCCAUCGAUGGCCAACCAAUUCCUCCUGGUCCUCGCGGCCGCCGGCGCCCUCCAAAAGCCCCAGACGCCGCCGCGGCGACCAGCCCUGAAAGCGGUCGACGACCCGGCCCUCAACAGCCUCAGCAACGAGCCGCUCACGCACUCCGUGCUGGCCCACGACGACGGCGCCGAGCAUCUGGGGGAUGUCGGCGGCGCGCACCUCGACACGGACCUGAGUUUUUUCGCGAAAUCGAGAAUCGCGUUCACGCCCGCGCAGCGCGUCGCGCUGACGGCGAACGGAAAUUUACAAAGGGUCCUGAGCGCGUACCACAACGAGCGCGUCACGAUCCGCGUGUUAAGUCACGAGCGCGAGUCGCUGGGAUUGUGGCGGCGGCGCGUCGUGCUGGAGCUCGCGGACCGCCCGGCCUGCGUCGCGCGGUCGUCGGUCGUCGCGCGGACGCGGACGGCGAUAGAAGAGGCAUCAAAGGGCGGCGGCCUCGGCCAGCUCUUCUCGGAAUUGGGCGGCAAGCAGGAGUUUUCCCUGCUGGAGGUGGCGCGGGCCGAGGCGACGUUCUCGCGCGUCUACGUGCUCUCGAACGCUCAUUUGGUCUGCCACAUCGAGGAGGUCAUGCCCCUCAACCUCUUCGAGGACGCGUUCCUGGACGGGCCGGCGUGGGAUCCAACAGGUGUGUUUUUGGACGGAGAGCGCGGCGGGUUCGCGUCGAGCCGCUAGUGUUGGCUUUUGUGUUAUAUAGUAUGUUCGUGUGUCU